Cynara cardunculus var. scolymus (artichoke) is the source of this 2204-nucleotide messenger RNA. Its product is annotated as DEAD-box ATP-dependent RNA helicase 22. The transcript has 7 exons. Gene Ontology annotation, cellular component: chloroplast. Lineage: Eukaryota; Viridiplantae; Streptophyta; Magnoliopsida; Asterales; Asteraceae. The record is from RefSeq and is a predicted model, not a curated record. The coding region runs from base 49 to 1824 and encodes 591 amino acids. Gene Ontology annotation, molecular function: ATP binding; RNA binding; RNA helicase activity.
CACCCCUGUUUCUUUAAUCCAAAAUCAACUAUUCUUGACGUAAAUCUGAUGAUUCUUCAACGUUCCUUUCCAUUUCUCAAUUUCUGCAAGUUACCAUCAUUGUCGUCUCCCAAAUUCAUCCUUUUACCUUUCAACUUAUCAUCACCGCCUUCUUGUUCAUCACUCACCUCUCGAUUCCGCCACCGUCCACGAAAUCGAAUUAGGGCGUUUGCCACCGCCGUCUCCUCCGAUGAAAAGGAAAUCACCGACAUCUUCUUUGCUGAUGAAACUGUUACCUGGAGUUCGCUAGGGAUUGCGGAUAGAGUUUCUCGAGCUCUUGCUAGCAUUGGACUCAAUCGCCCUUCUCUGGUUCAGGCUGCUUCUAUACCUUCCAUACUUCUUGGAAAUGAUGUUGUGGUUGCAGCAGAAACUGGUAGUGGCAAAACUCAUGGUUAUCUUGUUCCAUUGUUUCAUAAGCUAUGCACAACAACAAAUGAUUCAAGUGAUAUUCUGUUUGAUGAAAAAGUGAAUCAGACUCAUCAUAUGUCUCUUGUUCUUUGCCCUAAUGUCAUGUUAUGUGAGCAAGUGGUUCGAAUGGCCAAUUGUAUCUGUAAUGAUAACGGAGAACCACUUCUCCGAGUUGCAGCUGUCUGUGGACGACAGGGCUGGCCAGUUAAUGAACCCAACAUAAUUGUGUCAACGCCUGCAGCUCUUCUGAACUACCUUCACGCAAUCGAUCCAGAAAGGCGUCGUCGUGCUGAUUUUAUUCGUAAUGUUAAACAUGUGGUUUUCGAUGAAGCAGACAUGCUCCUAUGUGGGAGUUUCCAAAACCAAGUUAUUCGCCUCAUCAACAUGUUCCGUUUUGAUGAAAAGCUGUUAUCACGGGCAAAAAACUCUACGUCCGAGAAGCCAUUGGACAUGGAGUCUGAAUCCACUAUACAGAUUGAGUUAGACGACCAUGAAGUCACACAAACGAACUCCAUUCCUGAAGAUUAUGAAGAUAGUGAGGAAUCCCUUCCUGAAGAUGAUGAAGAGAGUGAGGAUGAGACUGAUGUUGGAAAUUCAUUAGAAGAAACCGAACCGGUUAUGAAGAAACGAGACUGGAAAAGGACAAGAGAAAUAUACGAGCGUACUAAACAGUACAUCUUCAUCGCAGCAACACUUCCCGAGAACGGAAAACGAACUGCAGGAGGUGAACUCAAGAGGUUGUUUCCAGAUGCCAAAUGGGUUAGCGGGCAUUAUCUUCAUCGUCACAAUCCAAGAUUAGAGCAGAAGUGGAUUGAAGUUACAGUCGACACUCAAGUGGAUGUACUUAUAGAUGCUGUCAAUCAUAAAUUUGACACAAAUUUGUCGAGUUCUGAUACUGGGUUGAGUCGAACAAUGGUGUUUGCAAACACGGUUGAGGCUGUCGAAGCUGUAGCGCAAGUCCUACAAGGAGCGGGUAUUGAAUGUUACUGUUAUCACAGCGAGAGCUCCUUAGAAGAACGCACAAGAAAUUUGGUUGAUUUUCAACAAAAAGGCGGCGUUUUUGUGUGCACAGAUGCUGCUGCUCGUGGUACCGACAUUCCCAAUGUUUCACAUGUUAUCCAGGCGGAAUUUGCGACAUCUGCUGUAGAUUUCUUGCACAGGGUGGGUCGUACUGCCCGAGCAGGUCAACCAGGCCUUGUUACAAGUAUGUACAACGAGUCAAAUCGUGAUCUUGUUGCUGCAGUUCGUCAAGCUGGGAAACUAAGUGAGCCAGUGGAAAAGGCAUUUAGCAGGAAGCGCAGCUUCAGGAAGAAACUAAAAAAGCGAGGUAGGGCCGGAGGUAACACAUUACACGUUCAAGAGAGAUUAGCAGCUUAAAACCCGAGGAUCAGAAACCCGUGAUGAAAAAUGUAAAUCCCAUUUACAUAAUCGUUAUUGUGCAUCACUUUCAUCGUCAAAUCCUGACUCUCCGAUGGGAUGGAAUGCAGUUUUUUUAGUCAUCGGAUCAUGAAGCUAUGCUAAAGAAUCGAAGAUUUGAUACCCAACGAUAGUUACAGUAGCUAUGAACCGUUCAUCCUGAUACGCUGCUAAAAAAACGUCUAUUUUAUGCCUAGAUACGUUUACUUCACAUCUCUUAGAUCGAUAGUAAUCUUACAUUCAUUUACGUACGCAUCUUUUGUGUAGCCGAAUGGCCCGAUUGGUCCGGGUAUGGGUAUGUUAUAAGUAGCAUAUAUGAACUUGGUCUUUUAACUUGUUCA